Polypterus senegalus (gray bichir) is the source of this 3763-nucleotide messenger RNA. It is a transcript of the gene rmnd5b, whose product is annotated as required for meiotic nuclear division 5 homolog B. Gene Ontology annotation, biological process: proteasome-mediated ubiquitin-dependent protein catabolic process. Gene Ontology annotation, molecular function: protein binding; ubiquitin protein ligase activity. The record is from RefSeq and is a predicted model, not a curated record. The transcript has 10 exons. Bases 197 to 1375 code for a protein of 392 amino acids. NCBI's taxonomy places the organism in Eukaryota, Metazoa, Chordata, Cladistia, Polypteriformes, Polypteridae. Gene Ontology annotation, cellular component: nucleus; GID complex; cytoplasm.
UAAAGUUUUUAUUCAUACGCAUAUGUGAAUGAAUAUAUAAUGUUCGAUAAUACAUGAAAAUUAAAAUAGACACACAUAUCGACUCUACGUCUAAUGGAAGCGCCCAGCGUAUGUGUUUAAAUAUUUUUUAUUUUUUAAUUAAGGAAGUGGUUUUAAAGGGCCAGGUGAUUUGUAGCGAAAAUAUACGGCAAGAGCAAUGGAGCAGUGUGCCUGUGUAGAGCGAGAACUGGAUAAAGUGCUUUACAGAUUUGUAAUGUAUGGCCACCUCUCAGAAGAAAGCCUAGAUGAGCUCCUUCGUUAUGUCUCUGAAGUGAGAAGACAUUUGGCCAGCUCAGGCCUAAAAGAUGGUGAUUUGACAGGUAUUGUAUAUUCCUCAAUGUCUCAGUGCUGUAAGAAUAUUAAAGAAUCGCUACAGAGACUGGCAUCAAGUCACAAAGACAUUCAUGGGAGUGUGUCUAAAGUAGGAAAAGCAAUUGAUCGGAAUUUUGAUGCAGAAAUAAGUGCUGUGGUGGCAGACAAUGUGUGGGAACUGCAAGAACGUCAGAAAUAUUUAAGUGAAACCAUCGUGGAGCACUUGUACAGGCAAGGCAUGCUGAAUGUAGCCGAGGACUUGUGUAAGGAGUCUGGAGUAGCAAUUGACAUAGGCAUGAAGCAGCCCUUCUUAGAAUUAAAUCGAAUUUUAGAAGCCCUAAAAAUGAGGGAUCUCCACCCAGCAUUAGAGUGGGCUGUUACAAACAGGCAGAGACUUUUGGACCUCAACAGCACUUUAGAAUUUAGACUUCAUCGUCUCUACUUCAUCAGUCUUCUCAGUGGAGGAAUGAAGAAUCAGGCAGAGGCACUUCAGUAUGCACGUCAUUUCCAGCCCUUUGCUACUCAGCAUCAAAGAGAUAUCCAAAUUCUAAUGGGUAGUCUAGUUUAUUUGCGUAUUGGCAUUGAGAAUUCACCAUAUCGCCACUUACUUGAAAAUGGUAAUUGGUCUGAUAUUUGCACCAUUUUUACCAGAGAUGCUUGUGCUCUUCUUGGACUUUCUGUGGAAUCACCAUUAAGCGUCAGUUUUUCUUCGGGAUGCAUGGCACUUCCUGUCUUGAUGAACAUUAGGCAGGUGAUUGAACAACGACAGUGCACUGGUGUGUGGAGUCAUAAGGAUGAACUUCCGAUUGAAAUCGAUCUGGGGAAAAAGUGUUGGUACCACUCUGUGUUUUCCUGCCCAAUUCUCAGACAGCAAACAACUGAGACAAACCCACCUAUGAAGCUGAUUUGCGGCCAUGUAAUAUCUCGUGAUGCUUUGAACAAACUAAUCAAUACAGGAAAAUUAAAAUGUCCCUAUUGUCCAAUGGAACAAAAUCCUUCAGAUGCUAAGCAGAUUUUCUUUUGAUGACAUUAGAAGGUUUGGACCUUUGGUUAUUGGUUAAUGGAGAUCUAUGUGCACUAGGUCUGCCUUAGCAGCCACCUCUGUUGCCUUUUGAAAUGUAUGGAAGCAAAGCAUUCAGUGUGCUUUCCCUUCUUUCAAUGCAGAUUAGGUGAAAUUGGAUUGGUGUUUAAUGAAGAAUAAGAGAAAUGUGAAUGCACAAGUGACCAAACUGAAUAAAGAUUUUGUUUGCUAGCAAUAAUUUAAGUGAAAAGCUGUUGUUUAAGAUAUAGCAUCUAUGGUGUACUUCCCAACUUGCUUUCAUUACACCCGUACCCUGGCAGUUGUUGGGCCACAGGCAGUCAUUUUGAAGUGAAUACAGACUUACUCUGUAGGAUUUGAAAAUGUGGUUAUUCUAUUCCUUUAUCCAAAACUCCAUUUACUAAUUAUUGCAAGUUUGUACGGAGUAACCUUAUUCUUCCAGAACCAACACAGCAUUAGGGGGAAAUGCUGAUGUGACCCUACGCAGCCUAUCAAAUUCUAUAAGGCAACAUUAUUACUGAUGAUAUACACAUCAAAUCAAAAAUUACAGCAAACCAAGGAGGCAGACCACCUCAAUGAAUGCAAACCACUAUCCAUUGACCUUAAAUUUUAAAUCGGACCAUUCAGUAGCGUUACAGACAUGAUCACAGAUAGCUGCACUUUAAUUGACAAAAGCAUGUUUUUGAAGUGUUCUUUCUUAACCCAAGGUUUUUGAUUUGUUGUCUCUAUCUGUGUGUUCUAUUUUUUUCCCUUGAAAAAUGUUUUGCUGGGUGAAUUCAUGACCGGAGGCAACCUACUAGAUAGUGUUUAUAUAUUGCAGUAGAACUGAUCACAGCCCAUGACUUUCAUAAUCGAACACCUCUGGACUGGUAAGCUCUUGUAACAUACAGCCUGUAGGGUGUUGUAUGCAGCAAAGUGCAUACUGAUAUGUGUGUGUGUGUGUGUGUGUGUAUGUAUAUGUUAUUUAUUGAAAAAUUAGUCAUAAAAUAUUGGACAAAGAUUUAAGAAUAAGUUGGAACAUUUAAAUUGGGGAUGAUAUACAGGCUUGUCCAGAAGUAUAUAAAUAUCUGGUAAUCCUAGUUAUAUAUCAGCAGUUGUUGCUUAUGAAGGACUGUUAGCUGCACUCUUACAUAUUUGUUUAGCACUGAAGUAAUAAAAACCUUAUAUAAUUACUGAGUCUUUCAACUGAACUACAGGAAAAGUUAAUUGGUAGCUUCACAGAAGUACCUAGAGUCUGGUGAAAAGCAAAACUGCUAAUUAUGUCUGUAUUUUUUAAAUUAAGUUUAUUUAAUUUAUUUUAUUUUUUCCUUGCAUUCAUAGGUUAAAAGUACCUGAUAUUUUGAAAAUAAUUUGGUGUUCGAAUCAUGUUUUAAAAUAUGUUUCCUCCCACCUUUCAUUCAGUCCCUUUCAGAACAGACAUUUGAAGGAUCACAGUCUCUUUGUUGUUAACAUUUGACAUUUGCCCUCCUACUUCCAAGUCUCUGCCUGGAUUUUGUGAUCAUACCUAUCAGUGCACAGUAGAAUUAUUUUCAGAUUUUUUUCAGAAGCUUUCAGGCCUGCAGGUGGCAAAAUUGUGUAUAUACUGUAAACUUUCUGUGAUAAGAUGGCUUUAGAGAUCAGCUUGAUCAGUAGAAAAUGACAAAGCCCUGUAUGGGAGUUUUUUGCAAAACAACCUUAAAAGCAUCAAAAGUAAGCACUCUGCCUUGGGUCAGGAUAGGUUGUCUGCUGUACAGAUUAAGGGUCAUAAAUUAGCUUAUGACCUGUUUGUUUGCAAAGAAAAAAGAAAUGUUCAAAAAAGAGACAAGAUUCAGAGAGCACUUGCAAAUCCAAGUCCACGUAAUGCAAGAGAGCAAACAUUAAUAUCAUGUUUGCAAAGGGCAGCAUCUUGGGGAACAAAGUUAGUCAGACACAAAAUUACAGAGAAGCCAAAGUUGAUUUGUCCAUUAAAACCGACGUGUCUCCAAGGCUACAGUUUCUGACACACAGUCAUUUAGCACAUUUGCCACUUUUCUAAACCCCCAAUUUUAACAUGUGAGUAAAUGUUAUGGUGGGAGUAUAAGAAAGUGAAUUGUGCAAUGGAGAAAGAAGUAUUCAGUCAUUUGUUGUUUGAUUUAUUCCAGUUAAAUUUCUAUUGAAAAUUUGCAUGGCAAAGUGCAGUUUGCUCAGCACAAAUGAUCAAAAAUAUAAGCAUCUUAUAAAAUUGUUCAUAUUUAGUAUUCAUUUUGCUUUUUAAUGUGACAUACCUCUAGGCUUCUACUAAGAUUAGAUAAAUAAAUAUAUUAUAAACCAGUGCUUCCUAAACUCGGUUCUGGGGACCCACUGUGGCUGUAGGUUUUUGUUCCAACCAAUUUCUGUUUUUAAUUGGACUCCUUG